Messenger RNA from Dicrocoelium dendriticum, 3263 nucleotides. Lineage: Eukaryota; Metazoa; Platyhelminthes; Trematoda; Plagiorchiida; Dicrocoeliidae. The record is from the annotation of a GenBank genome assembly.
GCGAUUCCACUAUUCCCACCACUUUGGCUUCAUCAGCCGUUUGCUUUGUGCUUUUCCAUUUUAUAAUUGUAAAUGCCUGAGGAGAUUUAUCGAAAAGAGUACUCUUCGUAAGGUUGUGUUCUUGUAUUUCCAUGGGUAUAAUCUACGAAUCAAUUAUUCCUAUCGUGACACAUCAGAUUCAUUGGAUCCACAAGGAAGAAGUGGCUAUCUAGUGCGUGUCUAGAUCUACGGAAAUUACCUGACGUGUAAGUAACUGGGAGAAACACAUAUUAAUCACAAAUUCACCGAAAGUGCACAGGUCCAUCGCAUCGAUUCGUGUGCGUUUGAAUGAUUUCAGUCACGCCAUUGCGUGGAUCAUGGAACUGUCAGUGGUCGGUGCGGUCUUGUUCAGUUUCAUCAACAUAUGCAUUGGCAUAUUUUGCUUAACCGAUGCCAUAACUGCGGAUCAGCUACGUCUCAUUUUAAAGCGAAUCGGUACGGACGGCAGACUCUACAGCUUACUCGGCGUACACUACUCCGGUCUAUGUGUAAUAGUCGGCGAGACGGUCGGAAUAACGUCAUGCCUGUGUUUGCUUGCAUUCAUUGUGUAUAAAAUGCCCCAGCGGGUGAAAGAGGAACAUGUGGAUGUGUUGUGCGAUCAGACAAACGCUACGGAGGAGACAUUGUGUCUAGAACGGUUAAUGGCGGAAUCAAAUCUACACUCGUUCAUGAAGCAGUUGCAGGUAGAGCGGAUAACAAACUCCAUCAGUAGUUACCAUCAAAAGCUGCGAAGAGAACUUCAGCGGUUUCAACGCGAUGCUAGCAUAUUUGAAACCGUAUGGACAAGGAAGCGUGAUGCGGGAUUACCGGAUGAAAAGAGAAUGGAGACGUUUUUGCUCUCCCCUGUACAAAGCUUUGAUGCAUUCUAUAGGACACAAGCAGAGGAAAGUGAAGUGGAUGUUUACGUAGGAAUCGAGCAGGCAACAUGUGAAUGGGUGAGCGAAGAUGCGCAGGAAAAGCAUCACGGCAGUAGCAGAGAUGGGAAGAUAACCACCAGUUGCCUUGGAGACCAUCAUGCCAAUGAAGCGACGGAAAUUCACCUCAAUUUAACUGUGGAUUGUCGUCGACAAACGGCGAGUUACAAGCGCUCAGUUCAUCUGGUCGUGAUGUUUAGCUGUAUACUCCUGGUCGUCUGCGUUCCUUAUCAUUUUCACCUUAUCACUUUACAUGUAUUGCGUAGAGCGGUGCCAUUUACUUUACUGAGACUGGAGCGUUUAAUUCCAACCGGUGAAGGUGGACGAGGUACUGAAGUCGACGGUUUUCGCAAAGCAUUUUAUGAAACAUUCAAGUGUCAAUCAAUGUUUAAUGAAACCGGGUGCUCAAUUAGCGUAAUUGUCAAUGAAUUCGGUGCCCCAACACUUGUUCGGGAAUGCCACGGCAAGCCAGAGACGAUCCAGUUAACAGAGAUGGAUGCGAGUUCCUCCACUCAGGAUUGUUACCAGCAGAUAACUCGAUGGAUUGGAAUGAGGCAAGCGUCAGGUGGAUUUCGUAUUGCAUUGGCUCUCCUGAUGUAUACAGUGAGCAUCAGCUUGAAUAUUCGUCGACUCGCUUUGCUAAGCUCCCAAGCCUCUGUGCAGACGUAUCCAAGACAAGAAUGGUGGAGAGGAGUUGGUGAGAGGCAUGAAUUGCCUUCCAACAUAGGAGUGCAGUGUGACAUUGAGGAGCGAACAGAGACACGGAACCGAGCUCGUGGACGACUGGCAGAGCUGUAUUCAUGGAAUUCCCGUAGCCGGUUGUUGGAUAGAGGCCCCAAGAACAUCCGGCGUGGAUCGCGAUUAUGGCACACUGGUGAUUGAACAGAUUUAUCUAAAUGCGUGCUCCCUUUAAGUGGCCUCAACUAGAUUUAUAGAACGUCACGCCUCGGUACGUGCUUCUUCAUGCUUAGUUAUGGUGGUGAUCAAUUACCAAGCAUCUAAGACCAUAUGAUUUAUUGUCGUUCUUGGUGAAGGGGAAAAGUGUGAGUCUCGGUGGUACCAGCAGGGAACCGUGAUAAAUAUAUCCACCAAAAGAACGGAACUUCUAAGGUGCCUGUGUCGUCUAAUCCACGUAGCAUUCCGAAAAACACUCCUUGUAACGUCCAAGAAACUUGGAUUUGCUACUCUUUCGAUCUUUUUGCCUAACAUUUGUGAUGUGUAUGCAUCGUCGUGUUGACCGAGUAAACCGGCGACAUCAACGCUCAGACCACAGAUAACAAAAGAGCUUUUCAUGUACCUUCAGUAGAAAUCCAGUAAAUCCAUAACCGCUUGAAUAGAACCAUGUUCAAACUUAGCGAGAACGUUGGCGAAAGUAGCUCCUAGCCACUGGCCUCAGGAAGCCUGGUGUCAUUAAGAUGAUUUGUGAGGUGGAUGGGUUUUCGUUCACUAAGCAACAGAGGCGCUGGGAUCGCUGGACCGAGCAGUUUCAUCCGCAGUUCUACUGGACUCCAUCGUCAAUCAGUUCAAGCAGUACACCUUGUUGCCUCAAAUGGAUGGUCCCACUGGAUCCACCCAGCGAAGCAGAACUCGACCAGGAGAUUAGACGACUGAAGCGAUUCAAGGCUGCCGGAUCAGAAGCACUUCCUUUGGGGCUUCUCAGGUACAGCAUCAUGGCAAUAAUUGAAAAUGUGGAAUCGUUGUUUCCUGUAGUAUGGCAUAAAAUAAAGGUGCCUCGCUCUUCUGGUAGACCAGUACUUAUCAUACUUUUCAAGAAAGGUGCUUGCACAUUUGCCAAUAAUCGAGGGAUUCGUUUCAUCAUUUUACCUCGAUGCCAUUCGCAGCCAUUCUGCUCGCAGACAUUUCCUAAUACUUGAAUCAUGCUAUCGUGAAUAAUAAUCUGCUUUGAGGCCCGUCCGUGUAUUACUGGAGCAAAGCUACACCCAUCGGCAACUCCUCGAACAUCGCCGCAUUUAACACAGGGCUCUAUCGUCGCAUUCUUGUACACACGGGCUGCAUUUAAUUUUGUUGAUCGACCGGCUUCAGAUAUUUGUUUAAUAAAAUUGGUGUGCCAGGUAGUUGUACAGCCAUAUUAUGCGCCAUUUAGCUUCAAAUCUCUGGCAGUGAGUGUCCACAGCAUGCAUUCCCCGCCCUUCGCUGUCAAAAGCUGACUGCGACAGGGCCGCCACAUGUUCCCGUUCCUCUUCAGUUUCGAGAAUUAAGAUGUUAUGUCGAGAGCUCUAUAACCUUUCCAAUCUUUUGGUCUAGAGCGUUUAUCGAGUGAACUCGCCACGAAUUCAUUUCAUACUUAUG